Messenger RNA from Penicillium verhagenii, 3180 nucleotides. It is a transcript of the gene nic96, whose product is annotated as linker nucleoporin NIC96. Lineage: Eukaryota; Fungi; Ascomycota; Eurotiomycetes; Eurotiales; Aspergillaceae. Bases 1 to 3180 code for a protein of 1059 amino acids. The transcript is spliced from 5 exons. The record is from RefSeq and is a predicted model, not a curated record. Gene Ontology annotation, biological process: protein import into nucleus; poly(A)+ mRNA export from nucleus. Gene Ontology annotation, molecular function: structural constituent of nuclear pore. Gene Ontology annotation, cellular component: nuclear pore.
AUGAGCUCAUUGUUCGGAGGUGGUGGCCUCGGUGGUCUUGGGGCCACAACAACCCCCCAGACCUCCGGCCUUUUCGGGUCUACCAAUACCAAUACAACCAGUGCCUUUGGCACUAUGCCAGCUGCGACGACCCAACCUGCUCAGCCUUCUUCCUUGUUUGGCCAAACUCAAGGUCAGCAGCAGCAACAGCAACAACAGCCGCCCGCUCAAUCCUCCCUCUUAGGAUUGGGACAGACCCAACAAGCAAACAAGAAUCCUCAAGAGCAAGCGCAAAUCUCAAACCAAUCAACCAAGCCAGCAUUCUUCAACAGCCUUCUGGAGCGCGGCAAAAAGCGACCAAUGUCGACCCACGGUCAAAAUGGAAACUUUGAGGAUGUGCCUAGUCUCCAACUGGGCCUAGAUGAUAUCCGCAGAAAGGCACGAGAGCUUGGUACACUGGGGGGCAAGGAUGCUCAACAGAAUGGCACGACGACAAAGGCUCAUUACCUUCUUGCGUCUUCUGGCAUCACACCUGGUCGGACACUCAGAGACCUCCGUUCUCUAGACCCCCAGGCAUCGCUCGCUGCGACUAGAGAACCCGACACCUUCGACCCAGACAACCAAAGAUACCUGAGGAAUGUUCAACAGCGUGGUCGGCAGGUGAUGAUUGCCGAGAGCUUGUCACGGGCCCAGAAGGAUUUCGAUUCCUUCUUGGAAGAGAAGGUGGACAUGGACUGGGAGGAGCAGCGGCAGAACAUUUUUCAACACUUUGGACUUGCCCAAAAGGACAGCCCCAACGGCGCGAGCUUGAAACCCACAAUGCGGAGCGGUGCCUUUGGCCGAUCUGCUAGGCAAUCCAAGCAAGCCGGCCCCGCUGCAUCCAGAAGAAGUGUGUUCGGACGUUCCGGCCUUGACAAGUCUGUUAUCGGAACCCCUGGUGCCGGCCUCACAAAUCGCCAGCUGUUCGAGGACCCUGCAGAGCGAAAUGAGGGACCUUCUGCGCCGUCUCCAGAUAUGCGGUUCUUGCGAGAGAAAAUGGGUCAUUAUGCCGAAAAGGUUCAAGAGUUGAAUGUUGUUAGGCUUCAAGGACGAACAUACCCAGUGUUUCACCACUUUUCUGAAGUUGAAAUGCAAACCGGUGGUGAUGCCCCUCGACAACUGUAUGAUGCCUAUCAGGCUUUGAUUAGCAUUGUUCACGAGAAUCCUAGUAUUACCAGUCCAUCGAAUCCUGGUGCACUGAGAGAACGUCACUACGCUGCAGACUACUUAGAGGAAUCAAGCAAGUCCCGCAGAGCCAUCGAUCUCAAGAAACGAAUCCUGGAAGGGUCUAGGGGAUUUUUGGAGCGAGCGUUCUACAAUGAGGUGGAAAACAUCAUCACCAAAAAUCCGCGCGAGGCUCAAUUGGGUGGUAUCCCAACUGUGAUCAACAAGAUUCGAGCAUAUAUCCGCCUGCGUGCUGCCAGGAAAGACCUGGCACCCGAUGGAACUGAACUACAGAUGAAUGGUUCAGACUACUGCUGGAUUUUGAUCUUCUAUCUUCUGCGGUGCGGUUUUGUGACCGAGGCGGCUGAAUAUGUCAGUCAAGACACUGGUUUCCGGACUUUGGAUCAUAAGUUCGUGACUUAUAUGACCACGUACGCUCAAGAUUUGCGCCUCAAUCGAGACUUAACACAGAAAAUCAACGGGGAGUACCAGCAGCGAUCGCGAAAUGCCCCUGACAAUACUGUUGAUCCCUACCGGAUGGCAUGUUAUAAGAUCAUUGGUCGUUGUGAUCUUUCCAAACGUCGAUUGGAUAACGUGAAUCAGACUGUUGAGGACUGGAUGUGGCUGCAAUUCACUCUCGCCAGAGAGGACGAUCGAUCCGAGGAACCGGCAGGUGACGUCUUUGGCCUGGAAGACAUUCAGACAGAUAUCACGGAGAUUGGUCAACGAGUUUUUACUAAGGGCCAGGAAGCCCCUGGUGGCUAUGGAACAUUCUUCCUUCUCCAAAUCCUGGGAGGCAUGUUUGAGCAGGCUGUGGCUUACUUGGGCACUUAUUCACCCGUCACCGCCGUGCACUUUGCCAUCGCAUUGGCGUACUACGGCCUUCUGCGCGUCUCUGAUUUCUAUACAUCCGGAGAAGAAAUUCUGUCUUUCACUGUGAAACAGUACCCGCAGAUUAACUUCGGAUAUCUUAUCACUCAAUACACCCGGGAAUUCCGGACUGGGUACGUCGAGGCUGCUAUCGAUUACUUUUCCUUGAUUUGUCUCAACGCAGACCUUCCGGGUUCUCUCGGAAAAUCCCAGGCAGCGGUCUGUCAUGAGGCCUUGCGCGAGUUUAUUCUUGAGACAAGGGAUUUCGCCAAGUUGCUGGGUGAUAUCCGGGCCGACGGGACAAGGAUCACAGGUAUUAUUGAGCAGCGUCUCGAAUUGAUUAAACUUACGGACCAGGAGGACUUCCUGAAAAACAUUACCGUGCAAGCCGCAGGCGUGGCAGAUGACAAGGGUCUGAUCAAUGAUGCCGUUCUCCUUUACCACUUGGCCGAGAAUUACGAUCGUGUGAUCGAUAUCAUCAAUCGUGCUUUGUCAGAAUCAAUUGCCGUUGAACUGGGCGGUGUUAUCCCCAAGUUGCAGCCUCUUCGUCCAAGAGUCGACCAGACCCAAGGCAGCCAGUCCACCAACCAGUCAGAAGCUUCAGCCCCUGGAAGCAGUCUGAGCCUGACCACUGUCGAUGACCCGGUGAUUCUUGGCAAGAACAUGAUGGUUCUCUACAACUCCAAGCCGAUGUAUUAUGAUAAGAUUCGCCCGGUCAACCGGGAUGCGUGUAAUCUCCUUCUCUGCAUGAUGGAAGCGAAGAUUGAAGUGGAAGCUGGGAGAUGGGCCCCGGCCCUUGAUGCCAUCGACACGCUCAGCAUUCUUCCAUUGCAAGCUCGAGGCUCUAUGCAGUUUAUUCGGGCAUCAGCCCAGUCCUUCUCAGCUCUGCCAGAGAUCAUCUCCCGGAACAUUGGUCAUGUCAUUAUGUGGUGCAUUGCAUGCAUUGGCCAAGAACGCCACCGGCAAACCUCGGGCCCCUAUGAGACCGACAUGCACCAGGGAUUUGCAGACCAGCUUCUUGGCAUGGCCAAGGAUCUCAUGAUCUUCUCCGGCAUGGUGAAAUACAAGUUGCCACCCAAGGUCUAUGAGGCAUUGGCUCGAGCUGGAGCUGACAUCGGAGCUUUUUAA